GAGAGCUUGACGCUGGUCGUUGCUGUCGGAGCCGUCAGCCACGUCACCUCCUCGGAAGCAACUUUCUUCUCAGACCACUGCAGACACAGCUAGCUUUGUAAGUGGACUCGUAUCUUUGGAGUUUAAAUAACGAGCCGGACAGAGUCCACUGUGCAGCUGUUGGCUUCUUUUAGAGCCUUGUAACUCGUCUUUGCACUCUGAGGGCGUGUUUGCUUUUUGUGGCUGAACAGCACUGCCCUGUCUCUUGAGGACGUGUAACAUUAAAGGCCCGUGAGGACUUGUAUUAAAGUUUUGUAUCUAAAGCGGAACAUAGACAACAUGAACAUCUUUCGCCUGGCGGGUGACGUGUCACAUCUGGUGGCUAUCAUCAUCCUGCUGCUGAAGAUAUGGAAGUCCAAAUCCUGUGCUGGCAUCUCUGGGAAGUCCCAGAUGCUGUUUGCAAUGGUCUUCACCACCAGGUACCUUGACUUGUUCACGGUCUUCAUUUCUCCUUACAACACGGUCAUGAAGGUGGUGUUCUUGUCUCUGUCCUAUGCUACUGUGUACCUGAUCUACAUGCGCUUCAGGAAUACGUACGACUCUGAGAAUGACACUUUCCGCGUGGAGUUCCUGUUGGUGCCAGUCAUCGGGCUGUCCUUCCUGGAAAACUAUUCGUUCACCCCACUGGAGAUCAUGUGGACCUUCUCCAUCUUCCUGGAGGCGGUGGCCAUAAUGCCACAGCUCUUCAUGAUCACCAAGACCGGCGAGGCAGAGUCCAUUACCACCCACUACCUGUUCUUCCUUGGCCUCUACCGAGCCCUCUACAUAGCCAACUGGGUGUGGCGUUACCACACCGAGGGCUUCUUCGACCAGAUCGCUGUGGUGUCCGGCGUCGUGCAGACCAUCUUCUACUGCGAUUUCUUCUACCUUUACGUCACCAGGGUGCUUCGAGGACGAGGAAAGAUGACCCUGCCGAUGCCGGUUUAAAACAGACGUCUGUGCCGUUCAGCCGCCCUUCGGUGCCUGCUACAGUUCAGCAUCUGAACACAGUCCUUGCCCUUCAACCUUACGUGUAUUUAGCAAUGGGACUAAUGGUCUGAGAUCAGUCUGUUGACCAAAACGAGUGCACCUCCAGAAAAGUGGUUUUCUAUCCGAUCGGUUUACUUUGUGUGUGUGAGUCUGUAUGUUUUGCGUGUGUAUGUAUAUGUGUGCUUGGGGUUUUUAUUUUUCUUCAUAAGAUGCGAAAUGUGACACUGGAAAUGUGUCCCUGAUGUGCACGCGGAACUUAGAUUCCAGCAAGUGAGUAACACUAUGUAAAUGAUGUAUUUGUCUUUUUAUUUUCCAUUGUAGGUUCUGAGACAGGCUUUGGCUCUGGAGACUGUUAUUGUACGUAGCUUCAGUUUCCACACAGUGCAGAUACAGACUCACUGUUUUCCUGUGUUCCUAUCCAAUCACCUACUUGGGUUUGACAAUAUCAGUCUUGCCUGUUGAUUCACAGUAAUAUUCAGUAAAUUUGUACUUCCACAAAAUGUCUUCCUCUUUGGGUCUGUAAUGUUAGACACUCCUUGAAUAUUUUACUGUAUUAUGUUUAAACAUUUCUAUCCUUAUCGCCAAGUAUGUUAUGUUUUUGUAUUUCCUCUUAAGCGCUUUGUCAUUUAUAUUUCAAUGUAUUCCUUCACGGGAGAGAAAAGGGCUCAACAUUUUUUGCCAGGCCUAAAAUGAAAACAAAGAUGGAACAGAUA
Micropterus salmoides (largemouth bass) is the source of this 1721-nucleotide messenger RNA. RefSeq names its product KDEL endoplasmic reticulum protein retention receptor 3 (gene kdelr3). The record is from RefSeq and is a predicted model, not a curated record. Gene Ontology annotation, biological process: protein retention in ER lumen; endoplasmic reticulum to Golgi vesicle-mediated transport. The coding region runs from base 319 to 966 and encodes 215 amino acids. NCBI's taxonomy places the organism in Eukaryota, Metazoa, Chordata, Actinopteri, Centrarchiformes, Centrarchidae. The transcript is spliced from 5 exons. Gene Ontology annotation, molecular function: ER lumen protein retrieval receptor activity. Gene Ontology annotation, cellular component: cis-Golgi network; membrane; endoplasmic reticulum.